Molecule: messenger RNA, 1710 nt
Organism: Peniophora sp. CBMAI 1063
Lineage: Eukaryota; Fungi; Basidiomycota; Agaricomycetes; Russulales; Peniophoraceae
Source: the annotation of a GenBank genome assembly
AUGGCUUCCCCAUUCCGCCCUUUCAAUCUAUCCUCGUCCGAUGGCCCUGCGCCAAGCACCCCAGCUCCUCGCACUGGCAGUAAACGACCACCGACGAGUCCUGUCGAUCCGGUACGACCUGCUCCUUCAGUCCCUGGCCAACCUGGAGCGAAUCGUGCCCGCGUCGGUGGCGGAUCGGAAUCUCCUGUGCCCGAAAGGUCGCAAUCCCGCUCGGUGACCCCUGGACAACAAAGCAUUGCAGCAAGAUCGGGCGCAAUCCAGGGUCCUGGAACUGGCGCUGGUGCCCAGACUCAAGUCCCCAUGUCAAACAAUACUAUCCCACCAACUCUGGGCCAGCCCCCGAGGAUACCACGCUUCGUGCAGGAGAAGUUUGAGCGUCUCGAGUCUUCGCUUGACACACUGCGUGACAAUGUACCGGAGAACUUGACAUUCAAGUUCACCGCAGUACUCAACGACAUGCGAGGUUUCAAGACCGACCUCGAUAAGCUUACCGAGUUCAUGAACACCACCUUCAAGACCCAGGACGAGCGGCUCUCUCUUCUCGAGAGCCAGUUCAAGUCUCACCUUGACGAGUGUACUUCUCAGGAGGUGACUUCCACAGAGAGUAAGACCUCUGCUGCGCUGUCGGCUUGUAUUCGCACCGUGCUCGUCAACCUCAUGGGUAUCUCGGCCUCUGACUUACUUCCCGAUCCUCUCCCGGAUGGCAGCUUCUGGGUCGAUGCUGCGAAGAAGGAAGGGCUUCGCCCUGGCUGGUCGCUUGGCUGGAAAGUGAACUCCGAGCCGCAGACAGGUUGGGUCACAGCUGUCGUUGAGCUUGUCAAGGCCCAGGGAACCACACACUACAGUCAGAUCACGCAGAAGGAGCUCGACGCCACACACGCGGACGUCGUUAAGGACGCCAUGCAUGUCAGUUACAACUCGUACGUCGAGCGUUACAAUGGUCAAGGCAAGCCAGAACAGGAGAAGGAGGCGGAAAAGUUGAGGAAUCGGAUUGGUGGGCGCAAGAAGAUUAAAGCCGAUCGCCGCGCUGCAGUCAUUGAUCGCCCCGACAUUGAGAAAGAGCUCCUCGAGAAGACGGGAUCUGCCUGCAAGCACCUGCGCGAAGCAGGAAACCAGUCGUCCGACCACACUGUCUACGAGACAGAUCCCAAUCAGGCCACCGAUGGCGAGGGUGCUAUCUUAUCUGACGAUGACAAUAGCGUCCCUCCUGCGCCAGAACCCUCUGCUCCCUCCGUGCCAAAGGGCAAGCGCAAGACCAACCGUCUCGAGUCUUGCAUACCGGACUACCGUGCGGACUGCGUUGAAGUCGCCAUUCAGAUCGUCGAGAGAGAGUUGGCGCCUAUGCCUAACCGCACGCGCACAGGCAGGAUCGUGGCAAAAUCGGCAUUGCCGGAACUACGCGCCUCGAAAACCCGUCCGAACCCGGAGAAGAUGGGUCUUCUUCAUGUGAAGGAAUCGUGGCUUGAGGCCAACAACCCCAAGAAGUAUCGCUCGCCAAAGUACAUCAAUAUGGGCCUUGCCGUCGGACCAGCAAGCGCCGCAGCAGUCGGUGCGGGUGGCAUUGCGACGUCAGUACGCUCACAGCCCAACGAGGACUUCCCGGAGCAGACGGAGGGGUACGAUGGUGAUAAUGACAACGAGUUCUGGCGCGCGGGCAGCGCUGAGGGUACGAUCAAUGAUGAGAUUGACCAGUUGGAAUACGACGGCUGA